GGACGCUCUUGGCGAGAGAGUGAGUGUGUAUGAGAGAUAGAGAUAGAGAGAGCUCAGCUGUAAUUAUCAGCACUGCGUGUUCAACACCACCUUUCCCAUUCCUCUCUAGUGAAAGAAGAGGCUGUUGAUUUCGGCUACAUUUCAUCACACACCUGUUGGAGUUUACUGAGUUUGGUGAUCUGUAGUGUCUGGUGUGUUCUCAUGGAAGGCGCAGAGGAGAAAACGCGCAGAUAUAUUUUGAGUUUUUGAAUAGUUUCUAAUAUUAAUCCACAGUUUUUUUUUCCCUCUUAUUGCAAGGACUAGUUUCUCUGGAUCUUUUUCCCUUUAUUUUUUUUUUUAUUUUUUAUUUUUUGGUAAUAGUAUCUCCACCAUGGGGGAUGUAGUUUCUACUCACCUGGACGAGGGAAGGCGACAGGUAAUUACAGCUCAUACCAAAAAGGUGAUGACCGAGUUCCGUAAGGUGUACGGUCAGCAGUAUGCAGUGGCUCUUUUUAACAGCGUCCGCUUCGAGAUCGAGGGAGGAGGGAACGUACAGGCCCAGCUCUUACACCGCAAGGAUCCACUUCAGGACAAGUCCAUAUUCUCUGGAGACCUGUUUCAGUAUUUGGACGAGAAUAAGAAAUGGAGGAACCGCUUCAUCUACGUGGCCAACUCUUACAACAUCAGCUUCUAUGACAGCAGACUGGCCUAUGAAAGAGGCCUGCAUCCCAGAGGAAUCAUCAAUUGUGCUGGAUACAAAGCCCUGACCUCCAUGGAUCAGUACCUGGACCUCCUGAACAGUUGCCUGCCUGACUCCAAGGCGAAACCGGAAAGUUCCCAGUUUCUGAAAUUUGCCUCCAGCUUUCUGCUGAUCUUGUGGCACCCCUACGCUCGCCAUCACUACUUCAGUGUGAGGACGGAGAAAGAGCAGACGAAGUGGCUUGCCGUUUUCCAGGACUGCGUCAGACACGCCAACAAUGGUCUGUCAGAGGAGAACAAGGUGCUCACACCAGCGUUCACUGAUUCCCUGCGACUGUACCGACAAGCCAAAGGCCACUACGGAACCUGGGACAUGAUGUGCGGCGAUCCAGCACGGAUUCUGUCCAACCUGGUGAUGGAGACACUGUAUCCGGAGCUCAGGACACAGAUAGGACCUCGGCUGAAGGGCAAGCUGCAGCAGAGACAAAGGAACUGGAUGCUGAUCUCGGAUGCGGUGUACAGGCAGGUGCUGUCUCAGACACAAAUGCAGUAUGAGGCGAUGGUACAGGCCUGUGAGGAAGAGCGCCCCCGUCUGGACGCUGCGCUGCGCACAGACAUGGACCAGAUCGUUUCGUCCAAAGAGCAUGUUACCGGAAGGAUGCGUGCACUGGUGCUUCCGCAUGCAGAUCAGGUCCUGAAGAGCAGCGUCCAGCCCUACAUCAGCUCCAUCCUGGAAGCUCUGAUGGAACCGGUGAGCCAGGGAUUCUCCGAAGUCAGGGAGGUUCUCUUCCGCGAGCUGGUGGAAAUCAGCAUGAACACGGUCAAUGAAGGAGGCAGAGAGGCGCUUGGAAAGCAUAUGGAGAAGGUGUCUAUGUUGGCCUUCCACCCAGUGAAGAUGCAGAGCUGCUAUGAGAAGAUGGAGCAGCUGAGUCUGGAGGGCCUGCAGCAGAGAUUCGAUGUGUCCAGCCCUUCCGUGUUCGUUCAGAGAGCCCAGAUCCUCAUGCGAGAGCAAAUGGACAAUGCCGUGUACACUUUUGAGCAACUGCUGUACCAGAACAUGGCGGAACAAUCAGGAGAAGAGCUUAUUAAAAACAUCCAUCGCAGCCAGGACCGAGUACUGAAGAAAUAUGACUAUGACAGCAGCACAGUGCGCAAGAAGUUCUUUAGAGAAGCACUGCUGCAGAUCAUCAUCCCGUACAUGCUGAAACAGCUCCAUCCCGUAUAUGCUCCGGAACUGCCCAAGUUCAAAGAGCUCAUCUUUGAGGAUUUCUCCCGCUUCAUAUUAGUGGAGAACAUUUUCGAGGAGGUCGUCCUACAGUCCGUCACUAAAGACAUCAUGAUGGCUGUGAAGGAGGCGGCUAUUCAGAGAAGGCACAACCUCUACAGGGACAGCAUCGUCCUGGGCAACAGUGACCCGAACCUCCACCUGAUGGAGGAGAACUCUAUCGACUGGGCCAGCCAGUAUGGAGGAGGAGGAGGAGGAGGAGGAGGAGAGGAGCGAUUCCGAAGGCGCAGGCAAGUUGUAUCCAUGAUUCUGACUGAGGGCAUGGCGCCAAUGCCUUAUGGCUCCUGCUUGGAAGUACCCGGUGUGGAAGAGAUCCCCGAGGAGAAUGAGAUGCAGACGGGUGAAGAUCUUCAAGAGGACCAGGUCGGCAGUAACGACCUCCAUAAACAGGCAAUCUUUCCUGUAGUGUCGAGAUCCCCGGAGGAACCGACCACUCCAGACGACGUCCAGCAGAUCCGUCAGCUCAUCAGGCCAGUGCUCGAGGUGGUUCUUUCGGAUACUGACCCAGUGCUCACCAAUGGGAUACUGCCUCUGGAGGAAGGAGAGGAGAUCGAGUCCAUCACCACAGUGGAGGACGUGAUGCCAAAGGACUCCGCUAUCGCUAGUGCCAUUCAGGAGCUGGAGGACGCCGUUCAGGGGGAAGAAUGCAACGUAGACUCUGACGCGGAGCUUCCUCGAGCGUCCUCCGAGUCCAGUCCUCGACACCACGACGACAGCGGAUUUCAGUCUCCGACCAACGAGCACAGACACGACGAGGACGCUCGGCCAAUCACUGCAGAGCUGAAGGAUGAAGCCGAGCCCGUGGGUCCCGAGCUGGUGAUGCUGAUGUUGGACCAGGAAGAUGAAUCGUCUGAAGAUGGCUCACAGGCCGGAGAAGCAGACGAUUUUGAAUCUAACAUUUAAUCCAAGACAUGGACACAUCACUUGUUUUCGUUUUUCUUUUUUUUUUUUUCUUCCUCGAACCGAAGGUCCGCUCCGAACAAUGAGAUCUUAGCGCGAUAUAUUGAGUCAAAAAGCAUCUAAUAUUUCCGAUCAGAUUAUUCUAAACCAAUAUAAGAGGCUAUUUCUACAAUUCCAAGCUUAAAACGGUCUUAUAUUUCUAAUGGCAGAUCCUUUUUGCUUUUUUCUUUCUAAACAAUUUCAAGCAUGAAAUGAGUAGUUAUACCUCGAAAUAUUUCUAGAAGUAUUUGUACGACCUAGCCGAGUUUGUGUACGUUGAAGAUAUUUUUUACUAGCCGUCUUUUUCGAAAUAUUAGUCGACAUGGUGCACAAUCAAAUGUGUUCGAUUUGAAACCGUGGCAAUCGAGUUUUUGUAUAGAUUCAUAUCACUGCCUCGUGUAGCUUAAAUAUCGUUACUUAAUCUUAAAUCUUAUCGCUGAAAUGCCCGAUUUCCCUCUCCGUGAUAUAAUAGUCGGUUAGAAGCGAGUCUCGAAUCACACUGAAGCUUUAAUUCCGUUUAAAUACCGGGAUACUAUAUGGAUAUCUGUGCAUUCAUUUUAUAUGGCUUCAGAAACUUCUAAUACUGUUUUUUUUUUUUUUUUUUUUCUUCAUAUUUAUAUACAAGGGAAGUGAGGUCACGAAAUGUUGCCGGUCUCGAAAAGGUGUAUUUAUUUGUGUUUUGCUUGUUGUUGUCGUUAAUGCGAUGCUACGUUACUAUAGUUGCAGCGGAACGGCAACGUCAUAUCCACAUAGGACUUGGCGUGUCAUCUUUCUGUUCCUCUAAUAACACGGGAGAGGUUUUGACGUCGGUACAACCCUCAUUUUAUCUGGCGGGUGAACGCGACGUGGGUAAACUUAAUGCGGCUUUAAACACCGGUGUUCAGCGAGCUUUAGAACCUCGUGAAGUAUUAGGGGUCUGUUUUUGUUUUUCUCGUGUUCGGCUGGAACUGGAGGAGGACGAUGAUGAUCAAGCGUCAGCACGGAUCUUUUAUAGAGGUGCCAACUUCUGGUAUUUUGAUGGAAUGGAGCGAGAGAAUGGCUCUUUUUGUUAAAUCGGGCGGGGGGUUUUUCCCCCCCUCUCUCUCUCUUCUCCAUUCAGAUUGAUAAUCUUUGGAAUUUGUCACUUUUUUUUUUUCAGGAAUAUCUACGAUGACAGCCAGUGAAACAUUUUUCAUCACCUUUCCUUUUCUCCUCCCGUAUUGCUUCUUUCGUUUCUGAAUCGCCUGGUUGUUGUGGUUCCCUGAAAUAUUUUACUGGAGUGAAUCUUUUUCCUCCGCUAUUUAUUAACCCUGUAUAUUUUCUUCUUCUUUUUGUUUUGUUUUUUAAAUCCUACUGUAGCCGAACUCUUUGCCUCCGUUCUUUUCUGUCCGAUAGGCAUAAAUGAAUGGAAAAAAAAUAAACCUUUUAAAACAUU
Molecule: messenger RNA, 4316 nt
Organism: Ictalurus punctatus (channel catfish)
Lineage: Eukaryota; Metazoa; Chordata; Actinopteri; Siluriformes; Ictaluridae
Gene: niban2a
Product: niban apoptosis regulator 2a
Exons: 14
Coding region: 371-2866 (831 amino acids)
Source: RefSeq, a predicted model, not a curated record